This is a messenger RNA of Dacryopinax primogenitus, 1443 nucleotides long. RefSeq names its product WD40 repeat-like protein. Lineage: Eukaryota; Fungi; Basidiomycota; Dacrymycetes; Dacrymycetales; Dacrymycetaceae. The record is from RefSeq and is a predicted model, not a curated record. The transcript is spliced from 2 exons. Gene Ontology annotation, molecular function: protein binding. The coding region runs from base 1 to 1443 and encodes 480 amino acids.
AUGGCAAUGGAUACCUCAGAUUGGUAUGCUUCUGCCCCGGGUUACGAUGUUCUGCAACCACCAUCUCUCGUCACGACAGAAAUCUGCCCUUGUACAUCUUCUUUCCCGGGCAACUUCUUUCGCUCCGUAGACUGGUGCCCUGAUGGUUCAUCCCUGCUAACGACAUCCGAGGACCACGUAUUCCGAAUAUACCAUUUCGAUUCAUCAGCAAACUACGUAUCCUCUCACUUACCUCUUCUCCCUCCCACCGAACUCCCCCAAGCAGGUCCAAUUACCGCCCACAUCUGGCAUCCACAUGCUUCUCCCACCUCUCAAACAUUCUCAAUCCUCAGCGCUGUCCGCUCCCAGCCUGUACAGCUCAUCUCCGCCUCUGACAGUCAGCGUCUUGCGAGCUACAGGAUAAUCGAUCAUAGGGAACGUUUCAUCUCCCCUCUCUCGCUCGCCUGGGAUCCUUGGACUCUCCAGUCAGAUGCGCGGUUCUGGGCAGGGACAGACGGCGCGCUCGAGCAGUUCACCCUCUCCCGCCCUGGGGAAGGGAGCCGUUUCCCCCUUUCCGGCACACGAAAGUCCAAAGAAGGCCAGCGGGGGCUCAUCAGCGCACUCGCUUUCUCCCCUUCCGGACUACUAGCAUGCGGCAGCUUCUCCCGCACGGUAGGGCUGUACGAUCCGCAGGACCCGAGGAGCACGCAGGGAAUGGUUGACGUACCCGGGGGAGUGACCCAGUUGUCUUGCAGCCCGCAGGGGACGCUGAUUGCCAUGUUCCGGGGGGAGGAGGACAUGUGGGCUUGGGAUAGCAGAAUGUUCGCUGAAGGGAGACAUUGGCUGCUGAGUCCGCGUGUACCUGCUGAGGUAUCGGGAGGGGCGGGGACACAACAGAGACUAAGGCACUCGCUCGACCCCUGGGGGAGGUAUCUUUUUGCCCCCUCAGCAAGAGGCACGAUCAGCACGUACGACCUGCUCUCCUCUCCCCUGCCACUGGCUUCCGAUCCCUGGGGUGGAGAGCGCGGAGUGCAGCAGCCCAUCGGCUCGUGGUGCGCACAUGGGGACGCGGUGGGAUGUGUGGCGUUGCAUCCUAGUGUGGGGUGUGUUGUCACCGUUGGAGGGGGACGACAUUUUGAGGAUGAACAUGAGGAUGAGGCAGAGGUGGUAGAAGUAGUAGAAGACGGGGCAUUCGGCGUACCAGUGCAGGCAGCGGGGCAGAAGGAGGAUAGAGAUGAACACGGGGGCGACGGCGACGCAAGCACCGACUCCGACUCUGACUUAGCUGACGACAGUUCAGACAGCAGCUCGACAUCAUCCAUCCAGAUCCUCCCCCCUCGGAAACCUCACCCAUCCUCAGUCCAAUAUGCACGGAUCAUUCGCCAGUCCAGGCCGAGGCCGAGAGAGGCAACGCUUAAGAUCUGGAAAUUUCGAGAGCGAGUUACAGAAGAGGCAGAGGCUUGA